Rotaria sordida is the source of this 4866-nucleotide messenger RNA. NCBI's taxonomy places the organism in Eukaryota, Metazoa, Rotifera, Eurotatoria, Philodinida, Philodinidae. The record is from the annotation of a GenBank genome assembly.
GGGGUGUGGGUGUGGGUGUGGGUGUGGGUGUGCAUGUGGGUGUGGGUUUGGGUGUGGGUGUGAAUGUGUGCGGGUGAGGGUGUGGGUGUGGGUGUGGGUGUUAAUGAUGGAAAUACCCACACCCACACUCGCACCCACACCCGCACCCACACCCACACUCCACACACCCACAUCCACACCCACACCCACACCCACACCCAAACCCACACAUCCACAUCCACACCCGCACCCACACCCACAUCCACACACCCACAUCCACACCCACACAUCAUCCACACUCCACACCCACACUCACACCUACACGCACAUCCACAUCUACAUCCACAUCCGCACCCACACCCACACCCACAACCACACUCACACCCACCCCCACACCCAUACCCACACUCACACCCACACACCCACACCCAAACCCACACCCCACACAUCCACACCCACGCCCACACCCGCACCUCACACAUCCACACCCACACUCACACCCACACCCAUAUCCACACCCACAUCCGCACCCACACCCACACCCACAUCCAUACACCCACCCCCACAUCCACACCCACCCACACCCCACCCACUCACAUCCACAUACCCACAUCCACACAUCCACACCCACACCCACACUUACCCACCCACAAACCACACCCACCCACGCCCUUUUUGAUUAUCGUCUAUCCUCAUGUAAGCAGUUCGAAGUGUAACAUUACCAAGCAUUAUAAUAAUAAAAAAAAAACUACGUAACGAUUUCUAGAAUAAACUUUUCUGAUAAUCGUUUCGACAUGAGUUUGGCAUAUAAAUCAUGUCUGAUGCAUAUGCAAAAGGAAACAGAUAGUUUGCUUGAACGUGUCAUUUCAAAAAAGAAGAGGAUAAAUAGUCCGGCUAAUUUUUUUCUCAAAUCAUCAUUUCUUUCUUCAUCAUGAUCUCGUUCUACGUAGUAAUUCUAUGGCAAAUGCAAGCAAUGAUACAAUGUCAGUUUAACAUGUAUAAUACGGAUCAUUAUCUCGAUCCAUAUUGUCUUCUAUCAUAUGAUGCAUUUGAACUGCCACAUUAUAGUCAUUAUGUUCAUCGUGUUAGUGCCUACAUGCAUCAGGUUACUUCCUAUUGCUUCCGACGAUCGGAACAAAAUUAUUCGAUAUUAAUCACAGAUAUGGCAAAUCUCGUUGCUCGUCGUUGGACUUUUGCUGAAUUGAAAGACAUGAAUGUGACUAGUCAAAUGUUACUUUUAUGGUCAGCUACUACUGAUCUAGCUGAACAAUAUGCAAUAUUUCUGAUAAAUGUUUUACCAGCGGAGCAACGUUUCGGUGAUCUGAGUUGUCGCCGAUUUAAUGCAACAGAAUUGGGAAAUACAAGUUCAUACGACAAUUUGGAAGGAUUAAUUAUCAAUAUUAAAAAUCGCUUUCGUACAUGUUUAAAUACUAAAAGUGAAUUGCAUUCUUGUAAUUAUUCCAAUAUGUAUCAAUGUCAACAUUCGGCCAAAUGUAUUUCUCAACAACGUCUUCUUGAUGGGAUUCAAGAUUGUCCAUGGAAUGAUGAUGAACUAUUUAAUGAAAGUUGUUCACUUGCUGAUAUUCAUCAGCGUUUCCAGUGUUCAAAAGGAGAUGACAAAAAAUGUUUUGCUGCGUUAGUUGUUCGUGAUGGUAAGGACAAUUGCAAAAAUGGAGAUGAUGAAAGCUCAGAACAGACGCUGUUGAAAGAAUAUCACAUCUAUUUUCCAACGAUAUGCGAUGGAGAAGUCCAAUUAUUACCUGUCGACAUUAACGGUGAAAAUCAUACUGAUGAGACGAAUUGUCAAUAUUGGCCAUGUAAUAAUACAUACACCAGAUGUGACAAGUAUUGGGCGUGCAAAAACGGAGCUGAUGAAAUUCAUUGUCCACCGACAACUUGUCCGGACCUUCAACAUCGCUGUGUGUUUUUCAAUGAUACUUCAAAAGUCUCUUGUAUACCAACAAAUCGAACGGAUGAUGAUACGGAUGACUGCCUAGGAGGAACAGACGAACGAACAAAGUAUCGUGAAAUUGAAUUUGGAAAGUUUUCUGAACGUUUUCAUUGUCAGAAUGAUAUCAAAUCGAUUUCAUACAGUCGAAUCUGCGAUAGAAUCAUCGAUUGCAAAUAUCAUGAGGAUGAAACCUUUUGUCAGCAUUCUGGCUCUUCAAUGUAUCCAUUAUGUCGAUACGUAAACCAGUUUGCUUCAGCGAGUGUCGAGAAAUUUCUUUGUGAUGUUGGUAACACACGUUAUGUGGGAUCGUUGAAUUAUUUCAAGUUAUCCAAUAUGCCAACAUAUCCAUUUCAUUUUACUGCAGCUCGCAACAAUUUAGCUCAAUCGUUAAUGGAAACCCAAACUCGUGCCACGAGAGAAAACUUGAAAAUUAUUUCUACCACUGAACAAGCAUGGUGGUGUCACCGUGGUGUAUCCAUACGGGUUCGAAUGCAUGGAAAUCGCUCUCAUUUGACAUGUCUUUGUCCGCCUAGUUAUUAUGGAGAUCAAUGUCAAUAUCAAAAUCAACGUGUCAGUCUAACCGUUCAAGUUCGAGUUUCAUUGCAUUGGAAUGAUCAUUUCAUUUUCCUCAUUACUCUCAUUGACAAGAACCACACGAUUCACUCGCAUGAUUAUUUUGAAUAUUUAUCUGUGCGAGAUUGUCGAAGUAAAUUUAAUAUUUAUUUACUCUACUUAACAAGACCGAAAAAUGCAUCCCAAACACAUUCCGUACAAAUUAAGGCAUUUGAUCGAUUAACAUGGAGAUAUCGAGCUAGUUGGAUAUAUCCGUUGCAAUUUGCCUUUCUUCCUGUUCAACGGCUAUCCGUUUUACUUCGUAUUUCCUCAUCAAUUCCGAAAGACAUGGCGAACAGAUGUUGGCCACCCUGUAUUCAUGGUCAAUGUCAUUCCUAUAUCAAUCAUCCACGUUUAACAUUUUGCCAUUGCAGUUCUGGGUGGUCAGGUGCACAAUGUGAUAUUCAACAUCAAUGUGAUUGUAUCUCGGGUUCAUUAUGCAUUAGCAGAUCAAUUUGUUUGUGUCCAUUAGGUCAUUUUGGCUCUCGAUGCCAUCUCGCUGAAUAUUUCUGUCAUUCUCAACUAUGUCUAAAUGGUGGAUGGUGUAUACCUCGAGAUAUUCGUUAUAUCCAUUCGGAGCAGAAUAGAUGUGUUUGUCCGUUAGGUUAUGUCGGCAAUCGCUGUGAAUAUCGACAAAGAGAGACUGAAAUCGACAUCUCAUUUGAUCAUCGAGUACCUAUUCCAACAUGGUUAUUGAUUCAUUUCAUCGCCGUUCAAAAUAAUAAAAAACCUAAUCGAACAAGUAUAAUGAAAAAAGUUACAUUCGAUCAUACUUCAGUGACAUUCUAUACUACAACAUUUUUCAAUCUCGCUUUUGCACAAAUAAUCAAUAAUUAUUAUUUGAUUGUUCUACGUGAAAAAACAAUUUCUUUUGAAUAUCUAUCUACACAAAUCCAUCCAUCGUAUCGAUGUCGAUCUGUUGAUGAACUGUUCGAUCCAAUCUUUGCCAAAGAACAUUUAUUAAAACGUAUCAAAUAUUAUCAUCUACCAUGCCGAAAUCAUUUUGAACUGAAUUGUUUCUAUGAUGAUGUACAUUUUUGCUUAUGUACUCGUGAUCGACAAACCAAUUGUUUCGAAUUCAAUCAUAAUGUCACUUAUGAUUGUGAAGGAGAGAACUUUUGUGAAAAUCAAGGACAUUGUUUUCUUGAUGAUCAUUUAUGUCCAACAUCGUUCUCGUGUACCUGUGAUCGAUGUUAUUUCGGAUCAAGAUGUCAAUUCUCGAGCAUCGGAUCUACUCUUUCGUUAGAUAUUAUUUUGGGUUAUCACAUCCGCCAGAAUACUGAUCUUAGCCAACAGCGUACUAUUGUAAAAAUUUCGAUCAUAUUUACUGCAAUACUUUUUCUAUUCGGUUGUAUCAAUAGUUUACUUUGUUUCUGUACGUUUCGACGACAACAGGUACGUCAUGUUGGUUGUGGUCUUUAUCUUUAUGCAUCGUCCAUCAUUUCUAUCCUGACAAUUGUAUUCCUUACAUUAAAAUUCUCCUUUCUCUUAGCAUUACAAAUUGGUUCAAUUAAGAAUCGCACGUUUUUUCAUAUUCAGUGUCUAUCUAUUGACUUUCUUCUUCGAUUUUUACUCUGUACCUAUGAUUGGCUUAGUGCUUUUGUUGCCCUUGAACGGGCAGUCAAUGUCUUAAAAGGAGUGAACUUUAAUUCAACUAAGAGUAGACACAUGGCUAAAACGAUGAUCUUGAUAGCCAUCAUUUUCAAUAGUGCUAUUCACAUAUUUGAUCCACUUCAUCGCCGUUUGAUUUAUGACGAAGAUGAACGACGAACAUGGUGUGUGAGCAAAUAUUCAUCACCUGUGCAAAUAUUCGACUGGGUUGUGAAUUCCUUUCAUUCGUUCGUACCUUUCAUAAUUAAUUCAAUCUCACCUUUAAUUAUUAUUAUUGUCGUAGCUAGUACCCGUUCAAAAUCCAAGAAAACAAAAUCAUACAAGAAACAUUUAUGCGAACAAAUUCGAUACCAUAAACAUUUACUUAUCUCACCAGCUCUUCUUAUUGCAUCAACUGUUCCUCGUCUGAUUAUAUCAUUUGUAUCUGAAUGUAUGGAAUCAGCGCGAAAUUCAUGGUUCUAUCUCAUUGGUUAUUUCAUUUCUUUCAUUCCAUCAAUAAUGACAUUUGCGUUCUUUGUUCUCCCAUCGGAACUGUACAAACAAGAAUUCAAAAAAUCAAUCGGUUGGCAUUGAUCAUUAUUGAUUCGUACUCAUCAUAAAAUGUUGUAUGCUUUAUGUACACAGAGGGCUGGAAAGUUCUGAGAACUGAAAAACUUAUUGGUAGAAAAGAGGGUGUGGGUGUGGGUGUGGGUGUGGGUGUGGGUGUGGGUGUG